UAGUCAAAUUUCAGCGUUUGUCUAUAAUAGACGUACGGGACUCGUUUGGCCAGUUAGCCAAUUCAUUUUUCGGUUUCACAUAUAAUCUUCUCGUUCGGGAAUCCGCAACUCUUUGCACAUACCUAAACUACUAACAUGGCGUUCAACAAAGAUGAAAUGCACGCGCCAAAGUGGAUGGACAGUGCCUUUUUCGAAAAAGUACUCAAACAUUCGGAAAACGAUGCAGGUCUGUUGGUGAGGGAGAGUAAGAUAGUUCCGGGUACCAAACCGGGAGAUCAUUUUGCCAGCAUCAUAUUUCGCGCAGCUGUCAGCUUCAAAAGUCGCGGAAAGGACCAGCAUAUUUCGCUGAUCAUCAAAACGAUUCCCGAACAGGAGGGUAUGAAGCGUGACAUUCUGAAGGAUGGGGAUAUUUUCGAAACCGAAACUAUCAUGUACCAAUCUGUGAUACCGGAAAUGGAACGGCUGCUCCAAUCGGCAGGAGAUGGGACAGAGUUUGGACCAAGGCUUCUCUACUCGUCUAAGGAUCCCACGUGGGUGAUGGUUUUUGAGGAUCUUACCAAACGCGAUUACCAGAUGCAAUACAGCCAGCUGAACCUAGAUGAGGCAAAAAUAGUGUACGCUAAGCUGGCCCGUUGGCAUGCCGCCUCCCUGUACCUUUCCAAUACGGUGCCAAUCAUCUCGAAGUUGGACAAGGGUCUUGGAAAUUUGAUGAAUAGCGAAUUUAGUGAAGUUUGGAUUGGACACAUUGCUACACUGGCUAAGCUGUGUCGCGGAUGGCCCGGUUACGAAACCUUCGGCGAACGUUUAGACAAUAUGAAGGGUACAAUUUUGAACAAACUGCAGGAUAUUUACAAAUUGAAGGAUUCAAAUCUGAUAAACGUGCUAAAUCAUGGUGAUCUACAUUCCAAGAAUAUGAUGUUCAAAAUUGACGAUGGAGUCACAAAAGAUAUUCUGCUGCUUGACUAUCAGAUCAGUUGCUGGGGUAGUCCUGCAAUCGACAUCAUAUAUUCACUGUACAACACAUGCUCCGUCGAGACGAGAGAUAAUCAUCGGGACGAGCUUAUCAAAUUCUACCAUGAUGAGUUCACCGCGGCUUUGGGCAAGUUUGGCUAUCUCAAAAAAAUUCCAACACUGGUCGACUUACACGUGGAAGUGUUGAAAUGUGGUUACUUGGAAACGUUCCUGUCGUGCACUUUCCUGCCCUUCAUGAUUUUGCCUUUCGAUGAGCUGAUGCCGAAGAACGAAACCAACCCAGAAGAAGGUGUUGAACUUGACUUUGCUGAUAAGGAGAAAAUGCAAGAGAUGAUGGAACGAGUGUUCCAGCAUCCAAAGUAUGUCGCCAUCAUCCAGAGAUAUUUGCCUACGCUGCUACACAAAGGACUGUUGGAGGCAUAAAAAAUUGGAUAUUAUCAACAAUUUAGUAAUUUGUCUAGAAUGAAACUAAUCGCAAUUCAAAAGUAUCAUGAUAAUAUUCGUUCUCGAGCGUUUAUACCUAAUACAUCAAAUGACAUAAGUCUUAUGAGCUUCAUAUUGAAACCAGCCAUCCACUUAUAGCUUUGGGACCUUGACAUGUUAAUCAGUAUUUUUUAGAUUAAGGUUUCGAACUGUAAGUAAGUGCUGAUAUUUUAUCAGUUUUUUUUUUGUACACUUGCACUCUAAUAUCUUGCUAUAAAAUUAAAACCAAAAAACUGUUAACUACUGGUAAUGGUAAUUAUCAUGAUAUUUUUUAAAUAAUGAGAAUGUGUUCACUUUACAUCUGAUGCUUUUUCCUCAACAAUAAAUCACCAUCCUGAAUUCCACAAUUUACAUUUCGCAACUGAGCAGUUCCACGUCAACUGACGAAUUGGUUUUAUUUUUCCCUUUCCUA
Molecule: messenger RNA, 1867 nt
Organism: Ochlerotatus camptorhynchus
Lineage: Eukaryota; Metazoa; Arthropoda; Insecta; Diptera; Culicidae
Exons: 5
Coding region: 136-1395 (419 amino acids)
Source: RefSeq, a predicted model, not a curated record